AUGUGUAAGGCAACAAUUAGUAAACCAGAAUAUUACAUAUGUGCUACUCCUAAUGUAUAUUGCAAAGGCACAGCAAUUAAGUUAAAAAAUGGUACAGUUGUAACAAAAAAGCCACAUAGACACGAAGGAAAUGAUAUUGGUUCCGUUAAUACUGAUCUAAAAAAACAAUUUAGAAGUGUUCUAGUAGAAAGGGCAAAAUUGGAAACCAAGCCUCUGAAAUCUAUCUAUGAUGAAGAAUCAAUUCGGAAUCCAAAUGCAGCUGUACUUUAUGCAUGGCCCACUGCAGAAUCAUCAAUGCAUCAAGCUCGUAGACAGCAUGUUCCACCUCUGCCAUCUACUUUACGUGAGCUAGGAGAAUAUUUGGAUCUAAAUAUUAACAAAUAUCAGUGUAGCAAUUCGCCAUUUUACCAGGAAUGGAUUGUGAACAGUAGUGGUAAACUCAAUAUUAUGUUUUCUUGCCAUUACCUCAUAAACUCUGUAGUUCAUGAGGGUGGUACAGAGUUGCACGCUGAUGGAACUUUCAAAGUUGUACCAUCUUAUCCACAUUGUAGGCAACUUUUCAUCAUACAUCUGAUUUUACAAAAUCACUCCAUCCCUGUUUGCUUUGUUUUGAUGGAAGCUAAGACCGAGGCUUCAUACAAGAAGGUGUUGGAGCGAUUUAAGGUGAAGUUCCCUUCUGUAAGACCAACUUCAAUUAUGAUCGAUUUUGAGACAGGCCUCCGAAAUGCUUUUACUGCAGUUUAUCCCGAAGCAAAUAUAUUUUCUUGUUGGUUCCAUUACAUACAGGUUUGA
Molecule: messenger RNA, 792 nt
Organism: Acyrthosiphon pisum (pea aphid)
Lineage: Eukaryota; Metazoa; Arthropoda; Insecta; Hemiptera; Aphididae
Exons: 5
Coding region: 1-792 (263 amino acids)
Source: RefSeq, a predicted model, not a curated record